Messenger RNA from Effrenium voratum, 2690 nucleotides. The record is from the annotation of a GenBank genome assembly. Lineage: Eukaryota; Dinophyceae; Suessiales; Symbiodiniaceae.
AUGGCCUGUGGAGGCAGGCGCCCGGCGCCCCAGGCGCCCGGCGCCCCGGGCACCCGGCGCCCCGGGCACCCGGCGCCCCAGGCGCCCGCCGCCCCGGGGCGCCCCCCGCCCAUGGCGCCCGGCGCCCCAGAGCGAGAGCACGCUGGGGACUUGGUGGAGCAGCUUCUGACCGGAGACGAUGACAUCAGCGGGGCCGUGGGCCGCUUCUUCCAAGACGCCACCAGCGGUGCCGCCACUGCCCUGGUCGCUGCUGCCUUUGGGCCGGCUCAGGAGGCGGUGCGGGAGCUUCAUGAGAUCUCUGAGUGGGCGGCCGCCAUCGCCCAGAAGGUCUGGCGUUUGGCGGCGGACCUCAAAAGCCCCCAGGCGAGUGUGUCGGCCGAGCGCUAUCUCACCCUGCUGGGCCCAGCUGCCGGCAUUUGCUUGGCCAGCGAGGUCAUCAAAGCCAAAGCAGUGGACUUCGCCCCUCGCAUGGCAACCAUCCGAGGGCUCAUCUCCUGCUUCACCCGGCCCCUGGACAAAGCCCAGCUACCAGACCUGGCAUGUGCUGCGCUCUCAGAAUGGAUCUACGAGCCGUCUGUGGAGACCCUUCCGGUUCCAGGCCUGGAGCUGGUGAAGCUGCAGCGGCCCGAGGAGCACCACGGCAUCAACCUCCAGUGGGCGCUUCUGCGGGACCAGUGGGGCAGCUGCUUCCUGGUCUUCCGGGGCUCCGAGACGGUGCUGGAUUGGACGGAGAACAGCUACAUGUCGUUGCGGCGGGUGAACGUGCCGAGCUGGCAAGGAGUGCUGCUGCUUCAUAGCGGCUUCUGGAGUACAGCAGAGGCGGAGUCCGAGUGCCUGCGCCAAGCCAUAGUGGAAGCUGCCGCCGGCGUGCCUUUUGAGGAGCUGAUCUUGUGUGGCGGCUCCAAGGGAGGCGCAAAUGCGCUGGCUGCAGCCAUACAAUGGUCGCUGCCACUCACUGGCCGAGCCUGGCUCGAUGACUUGCCGUGCCGCGAGUUGGUGGUGGUGACCUUCGGAGCGCCGAACAUCGCGGGCAGAGGCAGCGGCCAGCCGGAGACCACCCGCGCGCUGGAGGAGCUGCAGGCGGCUUUGCACAAGAGAGCGCCUCGCUCCAGAGCCUGGCGGUUUAUUGAGGAUCCGGUGCCAGCCUUGAUGAGCGCCCGAAGUCAGCAGGUCCUUGGGCAGUACUACAAAGGCGCGAGUGGCCUGGCCUUGGGUGCAAUGCGGCGCUUCAUGCCAAAUGCCUACAAGAAGGGCCACAAAUACCUGCAGGAGGCCAUGCGUGUCACUGCGACCUUCCAGGCAGUCCUUCCAGAGGCACUGCUGGAUCCUCCUCCAGAUGUGAGCCGCGGGGAAUUUGAUGCCUCAGUUCAUCCGCAGCGGAACUACACUGAGGCACGGCAAGCGCAGCGCAUGCUGGCCUUCGCCGGAGCCUCCUGGGGAAGCCGGGCCCAAGGUGCUGGACUCGCCUCUCCUGCCGGGAUCUUGGAGCCGAGUGAGGCGAGCGCGCCGCGGAGGAGCCCGAGCUCCGCUUCGCAAGGAAGAUCAGCUGCAGCUCUCUUUGCGGCCUUGGUGGCCGCAGACAGAAGGUUAAGACCUCGCCCGCGGGUUCAGCUGCGGCCCUUCCGGCGCGACUUGAGCCUGGAGGGCUAUCCGAUCCACUGUAACGGCUACUACUGGACGCUGUCAAAGUGCACUGAGGCAGUGCUCAUUUACAUUCCCAUCGCCGACGAUGUAAAGAAGGAGGAUGUGGUCUUUGACUGCCGGAACGGAGUACUUCAGGCCGGACUUGUCCCGGAGAAGGGCGGCCUGGUCAUCAACGACAAGGUCUUGUACGAGGUUGAUGUCAUCGACUCGUACUUUACCCUCGAUGACGGCGAGUAUGGCGAGCGCUGCCUUUCCAUUUGGCUGGAAAAACGGACCAAGGAGCAGCUUUGGUAUGCCUACGAUAGAUUCGAGCCCGUCAGCGAGCGCUUCUUGCUCCAGGGCGAGAAGAAAAAGGCAGAACUGAAGUUUCAGAUCACGAAGAAAUGCUUCCUCGAUAUUGAGAUCGAUGAGAAACCCAUGGGCCGCAUUGUGUUGGGCCUUUAUGGCGACACCAUGCCGCGGACAGUCGAGAACUUCAAGUGCUUGUGCACAGGGGAGAAGGGCACCAGCAAGCACACUGGCGAGCCACUGCACUACAAGGGAACCAGGAUUCACCGAGUGAUCCCUGGAUUCUGCAUCCAGGGUGGGCAAACCUUCGAGAAUGAGGAGGGCUCUGGCGGAGAGUCCAUUUACGGCCCAAUUUUCGAAGACGAGAACUUGCGCAUGAAGUUCACCGACAAGGGUCUCAUCGCAAUGGCCAACGGCGGCCCCAACACCAACGGCUCGCAGUUUUUCAUCACCACGGCCAAGGCCGAGCAUCUCAACUUCAAGUCUGUGGGAUUUGGCGAGGUGCUGGACGGCUAUGAGGUGGUGAAAGCGAUUGAGUCGAUUGGCACCAUUGAGGGCGAGCCAGAGGAGACAGCUGUGAUCGUAGACUGCGGCACCUUGGAGUUCGAGGAAGGGGAGCAGGAGAAGCUGAAAAAUAGAAGAAGACAGGGAGGCGUAGACCUUACGCUGCGCAACGAGAUGAUCGAGCGGGUGCGCGGCGCAACUGCCCAAGGGCUGUGAGCGGCUGGGCGGGGGUCGCGGCUUUUGGGAUGGGACAC